CGUAGAUUUCUUGAUUCAUAAUAAAACGAACAUAUGCCAAUAAUAAUGCUGCAUUAUCAGGUAAAGUUGACUCGUCCAGUCGUAUAGAGAAAUGGGUCUAUUGUUGCUUAAGGGAAUUCUUUUAAUGAUAUCAGAUGCAGGUUUGUGUAAAAUAGUUUUUAAAACCUCUUCAACGGCUGGCAAAAUUAACUUCUCUCCGAUAGUAUGCGGUUUUCUGGAUUUUGCUAUAAGCCAUCAUCAUUUCUUUGUGACGUCGAAGCGAACAUUCUGUCCAGUGUAGGUCUCUUCUGAAAUUUAUCUUUGAGUGU
Messenger RNA from Acanthoscelides obtectus, 308 nucleotides. Lineage: Eukaryota; Metazoa; Arthropoda; Insecta; Coleoptera; Chrysomelidae. The record is from the annotation of a GenBank genome assembly.